Molecule: messenger RNA, 450 nt
Organism: Lactuca virosa
Lineage: Eukaryota; Viridiplantae; Streptophyta; Magnoliopsida; Asterales; Asteraceae
Source: the annotation of a GenBank genome assembly
AUGAAGAAAAAUAAAGAAGUUGAUUCGAUUAUGUUAGAAAAGAAAACUAUGGAUGAAAAAUUUAAGAAUAUCAAGGAAUUCAAGACUGGUCGGAGGGAUCAUGUAUCUUCAGGAUCAGGAAAGGGCAAAGUCAACAUCGUUUCCAAAAAAGUUACUGAGGAAGAUCUGACGUUGACUGAGAAAGAAAAGGUUGCAAGAGAAAAGAGGGAUAAGGAACUUGAUGAGCUCAAUGCCUUGAGGGAAAAAUUGGAUGUUGAAGAGGCCGAAGCCAGGAAUUCAGAAAUGAUUCUUGAGAAUAAUAAAGCUCUAUUUCCGGCCUGGAUGCUUGAUCGUAUGCAAAGUAAGCUAUCGAUGAGUCAAAUACUUUUUGGUUGGAACCAAAAACCUAUUUCGACAUCAAAAACGAAGUGGAGUGUCAGUUCGAUUUCCCUAUCACUCCAAGAACUUUGA